This is a messenger RNA of Cyclopterus lumpus (lumpfish), 1734 nucleotides long. Its product is annotated as zinc finger protein OZF-like. The transcript has 2 exons. The record is from RefSeq and is a predicted model, not a curated record. Bases 196 to 1596 code for a protein of 466 amino acids. NCBI's taxonomy places the organism in Eukaryota, Metazoa, Chordata, Actinopteri, Perciformes, Cyclopteridae.
CGUUACCCAUCAUGCACCUGGGCUCAUCUCUGACAGCAGAGAAAAGUAACCGCCAGGAAGUAGACGGAGACGGAACUCGGCCGCAGUGACUUUUCGAGACUUAAACGGUGUCGCGUCGUCGAUCCACGACGUCCACGUGAACCUGUCCGAGUGGACUCUUUGUCGUUUCGCGACCGGAUUUUCUCCCGGUGUCCGAUGGAGCUCAUGACGUCAGCGUGCCGGCAGGAAGCAGACGGACCCGAGUUUGUCUCGAGGAAACGUUUCCACGUCCAGCAGCUGUUGGUCAUUAUACAAGAGGUUCCCCCUGAGCAGCAGGACUGGAGCUCCAGACUGGACCAGGAAGACCCAAAGCCCCCACACAUUAAAGAAGAACAGGAGGACCCAGAGCCCCCACACAUUAAAGAACAACAGAAGGACCCAGAGCCCCCACACAUUCAAGAGGACCCAGAGCCCCCACACAUUAAAGAAGAACAGGAGGACCCAGAGCCCCCACACAUUAAAGAAGAACAGGAGGAACCAGAGCCCCCACACAUUCAAGAACAACAGAAGGACCCAGAGCCCCCACACAUUAAAGAGGAACAGGAGGACCCAGAGCCCCCACACAUUAAAGAGGAACAAGAGGACCCAGAGCUCCCACACAUUACAGAGGAACAGGAGGACCCAGAGCCCCCACACAUUAAAGAGGAACAAGAGGACCCAGAGCUCCCACACAUUACAGAGGAACAGGAGGAAUUCAGGAUCAUUCAGGAGGGAGAGCAGCUUCAAGGGCUGGGGAAGGCUGGUAUUGAGUUCUCAUUCGCUCCCGUGAAGAGCGAAGAUGAUGAAGAAGAAGCUCAGUUCUCAAAGUCCAGAAAAAAAAAAGAGGCAGAACAUUUUAAAACAGAAGCAGGUGGAGAGGAAGUCAGAUCCAGAUCGGAUCCAGAAAGUCCUUUACAACAAACUGCUGUUGAGACUUCACAAUCCUCUGAAUGUGAGACUGAUGACAGUGACGAUUGGAAGGAGACUCAGGAACCUCAGUCGCAUUUAAACCCUUUGCAAAUCAAUGAAGUACCAGUAAGUGAUGUGGACUGUGGUACUGGAAACACACCAAUCAGCUCCUCUGAAUGUGCUGGAAGCUUUGACCACAAGAGACAUCUGAAGAGACACUCUGGAUCCAAAUCAGGAGAGAAACCAUUCAGUUGUUCAGUUUGUGGUAAAACAUUCGGACGAAAGCAACAUCUAAAAGAACACUCAACUGUUCACACAGGGGAGAAACCAUUCAGUUGUUUAGUUUGUGGUAAAACAUUCAGACAAAAGCAACAUCUAAAACGACACUCAACUGUUCACACAGGGGAGAAACCAUUCAGUUGUUUAGUUUGUGGUAAAACAUUCGGACAAAAGCACCAUCUAAAACGACACUCAACUGUUCACACAGGGGAGAAACCAUUCAGUUGUUUAGUGUGUGGUAAAAAAUUUAAAAUAAAGCAAAGUCUAAAAGAACACUUAACUGUUCACACAGGGGAGAAACCAUUCAGUUGUUCAGUUUGUGGUAAAACAUUCAGACGAGCGCAAACUCUGAAACGACAUUUAAAUGUCCACGCUGGAAAAAACAAUUAGUCGUUCAGUUUUCUCUAAAAGAUUCUCUCUUCUUUGUGAUUUAAAAAAAAAAAAAAUCACAAUUGUAUUGAUGAGACAUGAAGUACUCCUGGAGACACAGAGGAUUUUACACAAAUAAACAUAAAACUGUGCCUCGUC